UUUCCCGUUCUCAAACAGGAUGCGGUUGAAAUAUGUUUUGAGAAAUCGUGACGGUGGUUGAAGGGAUUCGAUGAUGCCGCUGCCUAAAGAAAUUGAAUCUAUGAUGGAGCUUCCACUUUCGGUGUGGACUGGUACGAGUCCGCGAACAUUGUUUGACUGUUGCGCCGCGGAGAUCCGCGAAAAUCCCUACAUCGCGUGUCGUUUGGUCGACGGACAACUUUGCCUCCGUCACCCGCUUCCGCCGGAAGUUGCGGAAGAGUUACUGGCUGACGGGUGUGCCUGGGAAAUCAGUAAAUACGUCGCCUUUCUGGAACUUUUGAACGAGUGCCCGUCGAGUCAGCCGAACGGCGUCUUGCGACGGUUCGUUGCAGCAUUCCCCAAUAUCCCCGAGGCAGUCAUUAUAAAGGUUAUCAAGCGACACAAGUUGACACACUUGUGUCUCGACGGCUGCGUAGAUCUUUCACCCCGAGUCUACGAGGCGAUUUGUGAACAUGGUGACGAGCUGGUGUCGGUGAAUUUCGGGUCUGCGGCGGAAUCCGCGUUGCCCACCAAGUGCUGGUCCGCGUUGCCGCCGCCCGUGAGCGGUUCCAAAUGGCGGCGGCUCAUUUGGCGAAACUUUGAUACCUGCAUCGCGUCGGGGCGUCCCUACUCCGUACUCAUUGGAAAACUGACGGAGUUGCGGCAUCUGGAGCUCUCCAACUGUUCAUAUCCGGGACCUAUGAAAUUUUUAAGCAGCUUCACGAAUUUGACGACGUUGGUGCUGCACUCGGUGCGGCCAAACCGGUCUCAGGGUCUGAUUCUCUUGCCUAAGCCUGAAAUGUUUUCAGUGAUCUGCGGGCUGAAAAAUUUGAGAUUUUUGGAUAUAUCAGAGUCUCAAGAAACCGAAUACCCAAACCCCGACGAAACCCUGGCUGAACUAGUGGAAUCCUUGCCAAAAUUAGAAUGUUUGGACAUCUCGCACACGAAUCUUGCCGGAACGGGUCGAGCGCGGUGUAAACGGCUCGGUUCGGGACUCGUCACUGAUAUUGUGGGUCUACGUUCUCGAACCGAGCGACCGCUGAAGUUCCUGGGGCUUUACGGCACGUUGCACGAUGCCUGUCGGCGGCAUCAUAUCCCUGCCGAUAUUGUUUCCGGUGAUGCAAAUGAAGAGCAAGUACUGGCCGCGGGAGAGGCGUACAUUGAACGUCAGGAGUUGAUGAAGUACGUACUAAACGACAUCUUCAACAUGUUCCGAGUGGACACAGUAAGUGACGUGAAGCGCGUGCUGGACAUCAUUCUGAGAGCAAUGCACAAGUACCUCAAUGUCGAAUCUAUUCAGAUUUCCGGAAGUGCGUCGCUGUAUCAUAUUGUGAAACACUGGCCGAAAAAUAUGUACCCGACGGCAGUGACGCAAAGGAUAUUGAGAACCUUGGUGAACGGAAUGGUGGUUCAUCAAAAAAACGGGAAUAUGAUGCGAAAUGGUUGUUUAACUCUGUGGAACUUCGAGAUACCAAAGGAUGUGUUGUUUGACUAUGAGCGAAUAGUCACGGUGUUGUUGUCAGUUGUCGAUGAUGAGAACAGAAAGCAGCAAUCACGAAACAACUUCGUUCAUCGAAUGUGCGUUUUCUUGUUGAACGCAUUCGCGUGUCAAGUUGAAGGUUACCACAAAAAUCUGCUGGGAAAGCGUGGAGCUAUACGAGUUAUGUUGGAUUUGAUCCACGACCGAUUACAUGAAAAGAACUGCGAUGAUGUGAUGGAAAUGGCGUGGUCAUCUAUGUGGAACGUGACGGACGAAACCCCAGAGAAUUGUAGAGAAUUUCUGUCGCUCGGUGGAAUGCAAACUUUUCUGGAUUGCUGCCACGUUUUCGAGGGACGAGAGGAACUCCUUCGUAACAUGAUGGGGCUCCUGGGCAACGUGGCCGAGGUGAAAGAACUUCGACCCCAGCUGAUGAACCAAACUUUCAUCGGUCUCUUCGACGUGCUGCUUGACUCUCCGAGUGACGGGAUCGAAGUGAGUUACAAUGCAGCUGGUGUUUUGGCCCACAUUGCCUCUGAUGGAGAGGAAGCGUGGACGCUGCAAAACCCCGACCGAAGAGGCGUUUUGUCCAGACUCGUGCGUGCUGUGGAUCGAUGGGACCUGGAUAAACAGCGGAAUAUCAAUUACCGCUCAUUCGAGCCAAUUUUGAGACUGGUCAAGGUGCAGCAUACCGAGGAAGUGCGGUAUUGGGCGGUUUGGGCACUGGCCAAUUUGACCACUGUCUACCCUGGCAAAUAUUGUGGCCUGGUGCGUGAAGAAGGCGGUCUGGAGAUCCUUGCCGAGGUGAUUAAGCUGCCGACACGCUUGAAAGCCAUGCGGAGUUGGGCCCAUUGUGUGCUCCAUAAUUGCGCCACCACUCCUUACCCGUAUCCAUCGCAGCUGGAAGAAGAAGACUGAUUCUUGGUGCAGACGCGUGCCAAGUGGUCGCUCGUGAUCCAAACAAAUAAAAAUGAGACCCGUUGGAGGAAAAAAAGAGCCGCGAAUUACGUGAAACUCGGGGGCCGUGAUUUGACCUUGUUCCUUUUGUAUAUGUAAUCCAUGAGUCGUGAGUAGAAUACGUUCGCUUACAAUUAUCCUGUUACCAAAAUUUUGCAAGAAAAAAGAAAGAAAGUGUUUUUGAGUCGGAACGCGCCGGAAAUGUUUGCAAUGCUGAUGUAUCCACAAGUCAACAGAGUUUUUCUGUUGUAUUGCCGUUGUUGCCCGUGUAAAAUUUAACAAUCUACAAUCGUGGAAGCGACAUAAUUCAUAUGGUGUGUAUUUGUGAUGAUCGUGUUGCGAGUUUGUGAUAUUUGCGGAGUUCGUUUCCCGUAGAUCCUUGCUUUUUUUUAUGGAAAAAAAUGCCGGUAGUAGCAUGUAAUGCGUGCGAUGGCGGGAAUUUUACUUUCGGUCCAAUUGUCGCGGAAAACAAUGUUUUCGGGUGGGUUUAGUAGUAUGAACAAUUGAAUUUCGAACGCUUUUGAAAAA
Molecule: messenger RNA, 2980 nt
Organism: Notodromas monacha
Lineage: Eukaryota; Metazoa; Arthropoda; Ostracoda; Podocopida; Cyprididae
Source: the annotation of a GenBank genome assembly